GGGGCUCCGCGGCCGGGCUGGUGGGGCAGGAAAAUGGCGGCCGGCAUCCGGGAGAAGCAGACAGUGGCUUUGAAACGUAUGCUGAACUUCAACGUUCCUCCUGUUAAAAACAGUACAGGAGAACCAGUAUGGAAGGUUCUCAUUUAUGACAGAUUUGGCCAAGACAUAAUUUCCCCUUUGCUGUCAGUGAAAGAGCUGAGAGAUAUGGGAAUCACUUUGCAUCUGCUUUUGCAUUCAGAUCGAGAUGCUAUUCCAGAUGUUCCAGCUGUUUACUUUGUAAUGCCAACAGAAGAAAAUAUUGACAGAAUGUGCCAGGAUCUUCGAAACCAGCUUUAUGAAUCUUAUUAUUUAAACUUUAUUUCUGCUAUUUCAAGAAGUAAACUGGAAGAUAUUGCAAAUGCUGCCAUAGGUGCUAAUGCAGUAACUCAAGUGGCUAAGGUGUUUGAUCAAUAUCUUAAUUUCAUUACUUUAGAAGAUGACAUGUUUGUGUUGUGUAACCAAAACAAAGAACUUGUUUCAUAUCGUGCCAUUAACAGACCAGAUAUAACAGACACAGAAAUGGAAACUAUAAUGGACACUAUUGUUGAUAGUCUCUUCUGUUUUUUUGUUACACUUGGAGCUAUUCCUAUAAUCAGAUGCUCAAGAGGAACUGCAGCUGAAAUGGUGGCAGUGAAAUUAGAUAAGAAGCUCAGAGAGAAUCUAAGAGAUGCCAGAAACAGUCUUUUUACAGGUGACACACUUGGAGCUGGCCAGUUCAGCUUCCAAAGGCCCCUAUUAGUCCUUGUUGACAGAAACAUAGAUUUAGCAACUCCUCUACAUCAUACUUGGACAUACCAAGCUUUAGUGCAUGAUGUUCUGGAUUUCCAUUUGAAUAGAGUUAACUUGGAAGAAUCAACAGGAAUGGAAAGUUCCCCAGCAGGUGCUAGACCUAAGAAAAAGAAUAAGAAGUCCUAUGAUUUAACUACAUCUGAUAAAUUCUGGCAAAAACAUAAGGGCAGUCCUUUUCCAGAGGUAGCCGAGUCUGUUCAGCAAGAACUGGAAUCCUACAGAGCCCAAGAAGAUGAAGUCAAAAGACUUAAAAGUAUCAUGGGUAUAGAAGGGGAGGAUGAAGGAGCAAUAAGUAUGCUUUCUGAUAAUACAGCUAAGCUAACUUCGGCUGUCAGCUCUCUUCCAGAACUUCUGGAAAAGAAGAGGCUCAUUGAUCUUCAUACAAAUGUUGCAACAGCCGUUUUGGAGCAUAUAAAGAGUCGGAAGCUGGAUGUGUAUUUUGAAUAUGAGGAAAAAAUAAUGAGCAAAUCCACUCUGGAUAAAUCUCUUCUGGACAUGAUUUCUGACCCAGAUGCAGGAACUCCAGAAGACAAAAUGCGGUUAUUUCUUAUCUAUUACAUAAGCUCAGCUCAGGCACCUUCAGAGAUUGAUUUGGAGCAGUAUAAAAAAGCAUUGAUGGAUGCAGGUUGUAAUCUUGCUCCUUUGAGCUACAUAAAACAAUGGAAGGCUUUCACUAAGAUGGCUUCAGCUCCAACCAGCUAUGGAAACACUACGCCUAAACCUUUGGGUCUGUUUUCACGUGUUAUGAAUACAGGAUCACAGUUUGUAAUGGAAGGAGUGAAGAACUUGGUACUGAAGCAACAAAAUCUACCAGUCACACGUAUAUUGGACAAUCUGAUGGAGAUGAAGUCAAACCCUGAAACAGAUGACUACCGGUAUUUUGACCCCAAGAUGCUACGAGGCAGUGACAGCUCAGUUCCAAGAAACAAAAAUCCAUUCCAGGAGGCAAUAGUAUUUGUAGUUGGAGGUGGCAACUAUAUUGAAUAUCAAAAUCUUAUUGACUACAUAAAGAUCUCACAAAAGAGAUACUACAGUGCUUUUGCAUAUGUAACUUGGCAAUAUGAAGUCAGUUCAAAACAAGGCCUACAGGGUAAACAAGGCAAACACGUCCUGUAUGGCUGCAGUGAACUUUUUAAUGCUACACAGUUUAUAAAACAGCUGUCCCAACUUGGCCAGAAAUAAGACUGAAACACCGUUACCUGGACAGCAACGUGACAACAGAGAAUUGUUAACAACAUUCAGCCAUCAUCAUACCUAUAAUUCUGUCAUUAUAUUAAAACUUUAACCCAUUUCAUUAAUAUGAUAACCUUUAAAAAAAGAUCUGUAAUUACUACGGUGUAUAUCAACAUUUCGGAAAUAAACCUUAAAACCUGCUAUAUUUUUGGUGGGGGUCAGUUUCACAUUACUACAUUCUAAAUGCAGUAUUAGCUGUGGUAUAUGACAGAGCCAGCUGAAAACUUGCAUUUUCAAGUUCUUAUAUAUAGUUUCUGUUACAGUAAACAAAGCAACAGCUUGAAGAAAAGGUCAAGUCUGUCUUUAGGAGAUGCGUUCUUCCUGAAAACCAGACUAUCUGUAUUUAACAGAACUGGGAAGGACAAAACUGCCUUUUAGGACCACAGACAAACAGCCUUAGUGCAAGAGUACUACUGCUUCUGGUUCUUACCCUUUUAUUUUACCACAGUCAUCAUACAUGUACUUAAAUUUGUGCAGUCUUUGCUUGAUGGUCCAAAGAUGUACUUGAAGAUACCUUCAGUACAAGUUUCUGAUACAGUAAUUCAGUUUUUCUCUUAAGAGAAAACUGCUUUCCUACACAGUCACAGUUUCAAAUGGUAAAACUGUGAAAUCUUUAAUAAUUUUCUCUGCACUUUUUAUUGUAACUUUUAUUGCUUUGGCUGUUAUGUUUGGGGAAAAAAAAAAACAAGUCAUACUCACAGAAUAGCUCUUAACUGUUUUAUUAGCACCUAUUUGAAAUACAGUUUUUAACAGUUGCAUUAGGUAGGGGUGGUUUAGUAGUUUAGAGAAUCUCAUGAUACAAAUAAGUUUUGCCAGUAAUGACAGAGCUGGAGAGCACAUACGGGAAUUGAGAGAAGGUAAUGAAAUUUCUAUAUAUAUGUACAUCUCUGCCUCUAGAAAUGGCCUCUCUGGAGACAGCACUGCUACUGGUGAAGCAAUACUACAGCUUGCAAAUGAGGCCUAAUACACUCAAAAAGUGAAAAGAAAACACUUGUGGAUUUAUUAACAAACCAUGAGAUUGGAAGAAUUACUGGUUUACUGUAAAAUCUUUCAGCAAUGUUUUUGCACUGUUCUUCAAAGUCGAAUGUUAUUUUUGCUCUAAAUGCAAUACUUUUUCCUCAGAUUUCUUUCAGAACAUCUAUACAAGAAAUGCAGUUGAUCUAUUCCUUAAAAGUAUCACAGUAAAAACCACGUUAUCAAAAAGUAAUACAGUUAAUUAAUUAUCUCAGCUGAGUGUUGUAAGCUACUCCACACUACUACUAUAAAGUUCUACCUUUGCCAAGUCACUAAAUAUAUUUAUCAUCAUGUUAAUGAUAGUUGUUGUGUGUGAGCAUUCUCCCAUACUUCAGUCAGCAAGGAUUUACAGUGUGAAAUGCAGUCUGUUACUCUGAUUCCCUACAUAUACUAUAUUUGUUAGUAAAAACAAGGUCCAACUGUGUUUGGAAAAAGAAAAUGACAUUUAAGGUGUUUAUUGCUUCCAGUGGGAGUUCAUUCCAGGAGCUUGAAAUAACUCAUCCCCAAGAGAAUUGUGCUUCCUUUGCAAUGAGUUUUAACCUGGCAGCUGACAACCAACUUCUGAAAAAUCUGCUGACUGCUUUUUGUCCUGAUCGUGUGGCAGCCUGUGAUACGAUGGCCCCUGCUCAUUUAAACCAGGAGUGCUCCUAAAUCACAGCUUACAAAAUUUGCUGUUUCAGAAAACUGUGGGAAGAUAUCAGAAAUUACUUCGGUGGCUGUGUUCUGAAACUUAACCUGCAGUCCUUACAAUGCCUCUGGAGACAGGUUCCAUUUGUGCACAGCUUUAUAGCUGGAUCUUCAGGUCUGUUGUGUGAGCACGCACUGGUCAGUUCAGGUUUUGGGUUUUUUAAAAAAUUAGUAAAUGCAAUGUUAGUAUUUUCUUUCCUCUCCAAACUAGUUUUCUGGUUUUGGUGUAUUAGUAGUCCUAAAGCUCUCUUGCCAUUAAAAUCUCAGAUUUACCACUCA
Molecule: messenger RNA, 4041 nt
Organism: Tyto alba (common barn owl)
Lineage: Eukaryota; Metazoa; Chordata; Aves; Strigiformes; Tytonidae
Gene: SCFD1
Product: sec1 family domain containing 1
Exons: 26
Coding region: 34-2010 (658 amino acids)
Biological process (GO): endoplasmic reticulum to Golgi vesicle-mediated transport; intracellular protein transport
Cellular component (GO): Golgi membrane; cytosol
Molecular function (GO): syntaxin binding
Source: RefSeq, a predicted model, not a curated record